AUGUAUAAACUGCUGGGAACAAGUCCUGCCCUUCCCCCCUCUAAUGUUGCAGCCAGGAGGCUAGGGUGCACACCUGUCCCCAGUUACAAUCAGCGGGAGCGCAGGAGCCGGUAUAAGGAGCAGAAAGCAGGCAGACUGGGUGUGGAGAGUGGGGAGUGCAGACGGCAUGGUGAGCUGGGUGAAACGACAGUGCAGCAAGCGAUAAGUCUGAACCUUGUGGAGAUCAAACAGUCGGUUGGCCUCAGUGAGGAAGAUGCAGACAGAGAGAAAGCAGAAGGUGUUCAGGUCUUCACUUCUCUGAAGGAGUUUGAGAGAGGCCUGAAGGAGCUCAUCGACACCAUCGAAGAGAAGCAGAGAACAACAGAGCAACAGGCUGAAGGCUUCAUCAAAGAGCUGGAACAGGAAAUCUCUGAGCUGAUCAAGAGAAGGACUGAGGUGGAGCAGCUCUCACGCUCUGAAGACCACCUCCAUCUUCUCCAGAGUGUCCAGUGCCUGAACAUCCACCCUCCACCCACCAAGGACUGGACCAAGAUCAGCGUCCAUCCACCUUCAUAUGAGGGGACUGUGGUGAGAGCUGUGGCUCAGCAGACGGAGAAAAUCACUAACCAGAUGCAGAAGCUGCUCACCGUAACUGAGCUGAAGAGGGUCCAGCAGUAUGCAGUGGAUGUGACUCUUGAUCCUGAUACAGCACAUCCUAAACUCAUCCUGUCUGAUGAUGGGAAACAAGUGUAUGAUAGUGAUGUGAAGAAGAAUCUUCCAGACAAUCCAAAGAGAUUUUUUGGUUGUAUCUGUGUUUUAGGAAAGCAGAGUUUCUCUUCAGGCAGAUUUUACUUUGAGGUUCAGGUUAAAGGAAAGACUGACUGGGAUCUAGGUGUGGCCAGAGAGUCGAUCAACAGGAAAGGAGACAUUAAACUAAGCCCUAUGAAGGGUUACUGGACUAUUUGGUUGAGAAAUGGAAAUCAGUACAGUGCUCUUGCUGACCCUUCAGUCCGUCUCUCUCUGAAGUCUCGGCCACAGAAGGUGGGGGUGUUUGUGGAUUAUGAGGAGGGUCUGGUCUCCUUUUAUGACGUAGAUGCUGCAGCUCUUAUCUACUCCUUUACUGGCUGCUGCUUCACUGACAAACUCUUACCAUACGUCGGUCCCUGUAAUAAUGAUGGUGGUAAAAACUCUGCCCCUCUGAUCAUCUCUCCUGUCAGAGUAAACUAA
Molecule: messenger RNA, 1206 nt
Organism: Micropterus dolomieu (smallmouth bass)
Lineage: Eukaryota; Metazoa; Chordata; Actinopteri; Centrarchiformes; Centrarchidae
Product: nuclear factor 7, brain-like
Exons: 3
Coding region: 1-1206 (401 amino acids)
Molecular function (GO): protein binding
Source: RefSeq, a predicted model, not a curated record